This is a messenger RNA of Penicillium oxalicum, 372 nucleotides long. RefSeq names its product putative prefoldin subunit 1. The coding region runs from base 1 to 372 and encodes 123 amino acids. Lineage: Eukaryota; Fungi; Ascomycota; Eurotiomycetes; Eurotiales; Aspergillaceae. Gene Ontology annotation, cellular component: prefoldin complex; cytoplasm. Gene Ontology annotation, molecular function: protein folding chaperone. The transcript has 3 exons. The record is from RefSeq and is a predicted model, not a curated record. Gene Ontology annotation, biological process: protein folding.
AUGUCUAUUCCUAACGAGGCACUGCAGAAGAUUCUGCAAGAAAUCGAAGCUCGCGCCAUUGCCUCCCAGCAACAGAUUGGGGUCACCAAGGCCCAAAUCACGACGAAACAGCGUGAUAUCCGCAUGCUGCAACUGACGUCCAAAGAACUUGCCGGAUUACCAUCAGAAACGCCGGUCUACGAAGGCGUAGGGAAAAUGUGGGGGUUCGUCAACGUCCCGAUUGAUACGGUCAACAAGCGACUCACCCGUGAGAGCGCCGAGGCUGCUUUGGAUAUUACCAACCUGGAGAAGAAGCUGCACUACCACGAAACCACGCAUAAGAACAGUCGCGAGAACUUGGAACAAAUAUUGAAAUCGGGUGGGCGUGCAUGA